Trichomonas vaginalis G3 is the source of this 481-nucleotide messenger RNA. RefSeq lists its product as uncharacterized. The transcript has a single exon. The record is from RefSeq and is a predicted model, not a curated record. Lineage: Eukaryota; Parabasalia; Trichomonadida; Trichomonadidae. The annotation marks the transcript as partial.
AUGAAGAACGACACAACUGUCUCAAAGUCUGUUCGUGAUAUUUUAGACUACUUGCUUCAUUUGGGUCCUACAGGAUUUGACCCAUAUACAACUCAAUGUCAAGUACCAUUCAUAAACGACUCAGCAGAAAUAAAACUCAAAACGUCAACAGUAGAUGAAGCAAUUGCUGACUCAUUGACAAAACUUCUUGAUAUAAUAAUGAGGUUCAAUACAUUCAAAACAACAUAUGAAACCUUUAAGAAAAAUUAUGACGAUUUCUUUAAAAUUACAUACAUCGAGCCUUCUGCUCCUCAAACACCAGACUAUGCAUGCCUUAAAAUAAAGGCUGCACGGACACAAGUUAGAACAUUGACUUUUGACGGAGAUAAUAUCGUUAGAGACGUUACACCUGGAGACACAUUACUUACGAAAGAAUACUUAAAAAGUCAUAUCAGUGAUUUUGUGAAAGUAGAACAAAGUGGAGCAGGUAAGAGUUGGUUAG